Molecule: messenger RNA, 669 nt
Organism: Gloeophyllum trabeum ATCC 11539
Lineage: Eukaryota; Fungi; Basidiomycota; Agaricomycetes; Gloeophyllales; Gloeophyllaceae
Exons: 1
Source: RefSeq, a predicted model, not a curated record
AAUGAAGCAACCGAAUGUUGCAUUACAAAUGGAGCCGAAGCAAGAGUUGUAUCUUGGCAUUCAGAAGACUCUUCAGGAAAAUCAGUGUUAGAAACCCUAUUUGUUGAGCUUGUCAACCCUCCAAGAACAAUUAAACUAGAUGGCCUUCCAGAAAACGUAGUACCUUUGACCAGACACACUAUGAACAUCCAAUGUAAAAUGCCCAACAAUGAGAUAGUAAUGAUAUCUCGGCAACAGAUACCAAUACUCCCUAAUUUUGCCAUGACUGACUAUGCUUCUCAAGGAAGAACCAGACCGAACAAUGUAGUUGACCUUAAUAACUGUUCUAAUCAUCAAUCAUAUUACACUUGUCUCUCCAGAAGUGCCUCUGCUCAAGGCACGAUCCUAAUACAAGGAUUUGAUCCAGCUAAAAUAAUGGGAGGUGCUUCCGGUUAUUUACGCCAAGAAUUCAGAGAACUGAAGAUUCUAGAUCACAUAUCAAAGCUACGUUAUGAAGGUACUUUACCAGGCCACAUACAAGGCCACCGAAAAAAUACACUUGUAAGAGCCUAUCAAACCUGGGAAAAAGAUGAAUGUCCAAAAGAUGUACAUGCAGCUAUAAAAUGGUCAAAAGCUAACCCUUCACAGCUCAUUGACUUUGUGGAUGAUGCAAAAUGGAAAUUAUCAACA